UACCCCGGUGGAGAAUCAUCAGAAGAACGGGACGUUCGGGCCCCGAAACGUCGCAGGACGUCGUCAAAGUGUCGUCGCGCGCGGACACCCUCUCUUUUUUUUAAUUUUUUUCCACCCUCUGCAAGUGAGUGACCUAAGCACGCUGGUGGUAUCCGCUCGUCGUUGGACAGGAAGCGGGAUAUGAGCUACACCGAACCGCUGUGGGAGAUUAAUGGAAAUCAAGCACCAGUAAUCGCGGCGGAGAUGUCGCAGUACGUCGGCGGUGAGAUCGCCAGCUACCCGAUGUGGGACAGUUCCGUUUUGUAUCAGGCACAACCGCCCGCUCAUCCGCACGUGAACGAACACGGAUUGUACAGGCAACCCUGCGCGUUGUUGCACCAGAGUCGUUAUACGUCGAACGGCCGCUCGCCGAAUUUGCCAUCGUCAACGACAAAGAAACCGAGACGUCGAGUGGCGACGGUAUCGCAGAGGAGAGCCGCGAAUAUCCGGGAGAGACGCAGGAUGUUUAAUCUGAACGAGGCCUUUGAUAAACUUCGUAGGAAAGUACCAACGUUCGCCUACGAGAAACGGCUCUCAAGAAUCGAAACAUUGCGUCUAGCGAUCACGUACAUCGCCUUCAUGGGGGAGCUACUCGGUAUCGAGCCAAGUAGUCCGAAGCCGGAAUACAUACCUCGGGAGUAUUACUUGCCAAAUUGAAUGUCUUUCUCUCCUCUAUCGUAAUUAACGAGGCGUUCACGGGCCAAUGCGAGUCUACGUCUUACUGACGAAAAACGUCUAGUCGGCGAAAUCAGUCUUCCAUUAUUGAUUAGCAUUAUAACAUUAAGUCUCGAAAUGUAAUUUAACACACGUUCACAUAUGACACUCGUACUUCUACGAUAUUACUCGAUCUUUUUCGUCUCAAUCCAUUACUUUUUUCGAUACUAUCACUCUUCGAUGUUGUGCAAAAAUUUCUAUGUACGAAAUGUAUGGAAAAAUAGUAGAUUAAAAUCUAAAUGGAUUUAUCGAGCAAUCCUCGAAACACUGUUCUAGUAUCGAACGGAUUAAAUAUUCGAUUAAAAUGUUUUCCCUUACUAUGCAGACAAUAAUCUUGUAAUGCUUUAUCGUGUCGUUUAUUACGAAUCUCGUGUGAUUGAAGGGAAUGAUUGCAAUAUUAAGAGAUAAAAUUAAGAUCCUCUGUCUUUUAUUCUUCGUAAAUACGCGUUGUAUGUUAUAAGAUGGCGUUGGAUUGCGGCGAAUCAAAAAAGGAACAUUUUACGAGUUUGGUCUCCAAUGUUGAACAAAUUAAUCGGCAAAUAGAAAUCUCGUAAAUAUUGAAAUUGUAACAAAAAUAUUGAACUUGUAAAUUAAAAAAUUAUAUUAUACCUUUUCUGAUAGUAAUGAGAAUAUUCAUCAGAAUCCGUAUUUGUCUUUAUACAAUACAACCCCAUCUUACAUCACUGCAAUUAUUAAUUUUAAUAAUAUGAUUGCUGAAUAUAUGUGUAUAACUAUUUGUCUCUGAUUAUCGAAAUUGCGGAUUGCAAAAAUAAAUAAGUGUGAAAAUAAGUUAAAAUAAAGAUUUAAAUGAUAACAUAUUAUAUCCCGUAUUCUGCGAGAAUUUGUUUUUAUACGCGAAUCCUGAUAAUGAUCCAAAAUUGCUUAUCAACUACUGGCGAUUCACAUUCUUUCGUUGCUAACAUAUAAAUUAUAUUUAUAAUUGCAAAAUAUAAAAAUUUGCUGACAAGCUACGUUGUACUCCUUUUGCCAACAAAAUUUGUAGUAGAUUGUACUCGAUAAACUUGGUUAUCUAUAUAUUUUAUUGUAACUUUGCAUUUUCUGGUUAUAAAUGAAAU
This is a messenger RNA of Vollenhovia emeryi, 1829 nucleotides long. It is a transcript of the gene Fer3, whose product is annotated as protein Fer3. NCBI's taxonomy places the organism in Eukaryota, Metazoa, Arthropoda, Insecta, Hymenoptera, Formicidae. Gene Ontology annotation, biological process: regulation of transcription by RNA polymerase II; developmental process. The coding region runs from base 181 to 696 and encodes 171 amino acids. The transcript is spliced from 4 exons. The record is from RefSeq and is a predicted model, not a curated record. Gene Ontology annotation, molecular function: protein dimerization activity; RNA polymerase II transcription regulatory region sequence-specific DNA binding; DNA-binding transcription factor activity, RNA polymerase II-specific.